GUGAGGAGAAGCGGCUCAGAAAAUGGAUGGAUGGAUGGCAACUAACACAAGAUUUACUUGGUUGUGUAAUUUCACACAAGAAGAGUGAGCAGGCAUUAAAGACAGCCAACUAUUUGCAUAGAAGCCGUGAAAAAGAUCAUUUUCUAUAAUAUGUCCCCUUUCAAAUUUUGUCCUUGACCUCAUCUGUUUGUCUUCAUCUCAGAACAUCUUGAGGCAGCUCGUGGACGCAGCAGUCACGAUGGACGCUGCAAACGUUUUCCAUCAUGACAUCAAGAUGGAAAACGUCCUCAUUGACACCCGCUCCGAUUUCCCUCGUGUCUGGAUCAUCGGUCUUGGAAACGGCGGCUUUGGAACCACUUUGGUGCACAAGAAUUUCUUUGGAACCAUUGACUUGGCUCCUCCAGAAGUUGCUGCAUGUGGGGAGUACAAGGCCAACCCCACCACAGUUUGGCAGCUCGGGACUCUGCUCUUCGAAAUUCUGCAUUGCGCUCCAUUCGAACCGGAGGAGUUCUUCCUCAGGCGGGAAAUCGACGCAAGGCUCUCUCAUACCUGCUGAGCGCAUGCCUGAAAAGAGACCCUGACGCCUGUGCCACUCUGUCCCAGCUUCAACAGCACCCUUGGUUCCACUGAGGCAGCACGGAAGACUACUGAUCAGCCUAUUUUAUUCCUGAAAUUCAUAUCAACUGUAUAUAUUGCUGUACAAAGCGAUCCAAGGGUGACAAGAUGCUUCAAUUUUGAAAUCACACCGUGUUUAUACUGUAUAUUUCCGUAUUAUUUUAUGGUUGUUACAUUCAGACAUCCGGUCAUUCCAAAGACUUUUGAGAAUGGUACACAUUCCGUUCCAAAUUCAAAUUAACAUGAAAGAACAUGCAACAAUCGGACAAAACAAACUAAACAUUUUUGGUAAUAUAGCAAUUGUACAUUCAAAUUAACAGUAGCAACAACUGAGCACAAGCCAAUAUGAAUUAUAGGUUGAACAUGGAAAAAAUAUUUCCUCUUUAAAAAAAACAAAGUAUUGCACAAAGUUAAAAUAGUGUACAAUGUAGCACUUAUAGAGCAACUUUAUUUUUUUACAUUUAGAUCAUUCUUAUGUUCGUUUCGUUUUUACUCCAUUUUUAAUCCCUAAAGGAAUGUUCAAAUUUCACUUGUGACAUCGGAAUGAUCAAUAAACAAUUUCCCGGUGUUGCAUGAGUCCAUAGGCUUGUAUUUGAAUAUUUUCAUUUUCCUAAUUGGAUUAAAUGAUCAAUGUCAAUUUUC
This is a messenger RNA of Phyllopteryx taeniolatus (common seadragon), 1257 nucleotides long. RefSeq names its product serine/threonine-protein kinase pim-2-like. Gene Ontology annotation, molecular function: protein serine/threonine kinase activity; ATP binding. The transcript is spliced from 3 exons. Gene Ontology annotation, biological process: regulation of mitotic cell cycle; negative regulation of apoptotic process; protein autophosphorylation. Gene Ontology annotation, cellular component: cytoplasm. The record is from RefSeq and is a predicted model, not a curated record. NCBI's taxonomy places the organism in Eukaryota, Metazoa, Chordata, Actinopteri, Syngnathiformes, Syngnathidae. The coding region runs from base 239 to 556 and encodes 105 amino acids.